UGUGUAUAAAAUGCGUUGUUGAACCGCCGACGCUUCAGUCAUGGUCAAAUUUGUUAUACUCAUCGCUCUUCUCUCAAUCUCACUCUCUUAUUCAGCGCCCACUCAAGAGAGUGGAGUCAUUGAGAAAAGGGAAGCGAAUCCACACCAUGGUAAGAAACUAGCAGUCAUCAAGCUGUACGGUGGUGGGCAUGGAGGGCAUGGACACAAGCGCAAGUAUGUUAUAAGAGAAGGUGGAUAUGGAGGCGGCGGAUUUGGCGGCGGCGGUGGAUCAUUUAGCCAGGCGCAAAGCUCUAGCUUCAGCCACUCCUUCAGCUCUCCCGUUGGUUCGUUUGCUGCCAGUGGAUCGCAGAGUUCGUCUGGAGCAUUUGGGAAAAAAUGAAACCUUGAAUAUUCACUAUGAAAAGAAAAGUGAUAAUUAUAAUUACCUUGUGCAGAAUGUAGGUUAAAGUGAAAUGCGGGAUAUAAUGUCUGAGUUGGAUAAAUAAAGUACCUUAUUAUUUAUAAUUUUUAAAUUUCAUUUUUCACUUGCAUCGUAAACAUUCUUCAUGAACUUUGGGUUUUAUAUUAUACAAAACCAAAAAUAUUUAUUUAAAACAUUCUUUAUUAAAUAUUAAUAAAAAAUGAAAUAUUACAAUAAUGACAUUGCUCGUUAUUUUGAAGAAUGUGUUGAAUUAAAGUUUAACAAAGAAAAAUUGUCAUUCAUAAGAUUUUUUUACAAUUAGAUCUCUUUUUAACAAGAGUUAUAAAACUGCCA
Messenger RNA from Cimex lectularius (bed bug), 754 nucleotides. RefSeq names its product glycine-rich cell wall structural protein-like. Lineage: Eukaryota; Metazoa; Arthropoda; Insecta; Hemiptera; Cimicidae. The record is from RefSeq and is a predicted model, not a curated record. The coding region runs from base 41 to 379 and encodes 112 amino acids. The transcript is spliced from 2 exons.